Messenger RNA from Rhodofomes roseus, 1716 nucleotides. RefSeq lists its product as uncharacterized. Gene Ontology annotation, molecular function: protein binding. The transcript is spliced from 3 exons. Bases 1 to 1716 code for a protein of 571 amino acids. The record is from RefSeq and is a predicted model, not a curated record. NCBI's taxonomy places the organism in Eukaryota, Fungi, Basidiomycota, Agaricomycetes, Polyporales, Fomitopsidaceae.
AUGAGCGAACGUGUAAAUUCUAACGACAUUCCCUCGGUCUCCGAACUGAAUGACCUCCGAGUGGUCGACGCGACAUCGUCGCAGCUGGUUGAUGCCUUGGCUUGGAGAUUGAGGCAGGAUGCGCCAUCCUUGAGCCUUGAAGCGUGGCGACGUAUCGAAGACACUCUCUUGUCUGCGUCGCAUGUGGUCAAAAUUGCCGUCAAUACAACGUCUCCUAUCCAUCGCCUUCCGGUGGAGACGUUGAUGGCGAUAUUCCUCUUCGUCCCGAGGGGUGACCAGGAUCGGUGGAGGUAUUCCUACCUGACGAUCCUCGAUGGUGGCAUGACCCACCCCAGGGAAGUGGUCAGGCUGACACACGUCUGCCAACACUGGCGAAGCAUCGCCAUUGGAAUCCCUGCCCUCUGGACCAACAUCCGCGUUAGCGACCACACCGUCUCCGCUGAAGCACACGCUACCUUCAUCGAACGCUCCGGCAAUGCAUCGUUGACUGUCGGUCUGCGCGGAGAUCCACCGAAUGCCCCUAUAAUCAGCUUGCUCGAGCAAACGCCGAGCCGCAUCAAGGACCUGCGCUGGGACAUGGUUACAAGCCGUGACUUCGAAAAAUUCAUUCGGCCCCUCGCACCGACGCUCGAGGCUCUGACAUUCCGCGGAAACGACUGGUACUACGGGCGAUGGGAGAAAUUACGUCUGUUAGGGAGAUUGCAGCCACAGCUACGCCUUCUUUGCUUGAAGGACUCAUCCCAUCUCCCAUCGGAUCAAUUCACGAACUUGACAUCCCUCUGCGUCGAAAACUUCGACAUCACGCAAGAUGACGACAGUCGAGAGGCAUUCGUAUGCUUGCUGAACGGCGCUCCCCUUCUGGCUACUCUCGUGCUUGCCGGGACUCGCAGACUGAACACACCCCAAGCUAUUCGCACCUCGCGACGCGUUGCCAUCCAGCCCGCUACCGUUCCCGCUCUUCAGCGAUGCGUCUUUCGAGGCGUGCAUGUAGAACGGGUCAAGUGCUAUCUAUCGCUCAUGACACUACGACCUACCGUAGCCAUCAGUGUCGACGGCUAUGGUGGUGACUAUUGGGACAUGCAUUGGGACCUCAAGGAGUUGCCAUUGAUGUCGCGAAUGACUCGAUGUGCGGUACGCAGCGUACAGGAUGGGACAGCGGAUAUCUUGGCCGUCGGUUCCGCGUCGGGGUUCCGAUGCCAUUACGAAGGCGAUGCGACGAAAUGGAACUCCUGGCGGUACUCAACAGACAUAUUCACGGAGACGAUCUCCUGUAAACAGUUCCGUGAACUGUGGCUCACGUUUUGGCCAGAAUACACGAACCUUGAACGAAGUGCCAGUGCCAUGUUGGGCUUCUUCUAUAGCUUCCCCAACCUGGACACAAUGACAAUAGCGGACAAGUACCUGCCCGUCUGCGUCAGGGCAUUGGCGGGCCCGGAAGGGACGAAGAGCAUUGUCUGCGGCGACUUACGAGUUGUGCGGGUCAUACUGGGAGAAUACGACGCAAGGACUGCCUUGGACAUGAUGGCGGACGAGCUCACAGACAUCAAUAUCGUCCUUUCGGAUGUUCCGCCACCAGCACCAGGACAAGAGGCGGACAAUGCGAACUUGGAGGAGCUUUCCCCAUCGGUGACGUACCUACCGAUGUGCCCGAGGAUGGAGAUCCCCGCAGUCUGUGAAGCCGACACCGACUCUGUGGCAUGGCCAGCAUGGGCUUGA